This is a messenger RNA of Eruca vesicaria subsp. sativa (arugula), 327 nucleotides long. Lineage: Eukaryota; Viridiplantae; Streptophyta; Magnoliopsida; Brassicales; Brassicaceae. The record is from the annotation of a GenBank genome assembly.
AUGCUUGUAUCCCUUGAAAGUGCAGUGAAUCAAAUUAGAGAAGAGGAAAGGGAGCUUGAAAAGGCUAAAGCUACCACAACGGAACUCGAAGAAAAGGGGAUUGGUAAAAGUGUAGCAGUUCUUAUGACAAUAACAAUGAGGUGUCUUGUAGGAGCUGAUGAGGCCACUACAAGACGCAUUGCCAUGGUUGCAAGAAAGUACUUAAUUGGGAAAGGCCUUCUCGGAGUGGGUUGGCAAGGCUGUAGCUGCUCGCUUAAUAUGGGAGGUGGUUUAGAAUGGCUCAGGCUAGACAAAAGAAGGUACACACAAAAAUUGAGGAUGCGGUGA